This is a messenger RNA of Suillus plorans, 1170 nucleotides long. RefSeq names its product glycoside hydrolase family 18 protein. Gene Ontology annotation, biological process: chitin catabolic process; carbohydrate metabolic process. The transcript has 3 exons. Gene Ontology annotation, molecular function: chitinase activity; chitin binding. The coding region runs from base 1 to 1170 and encodes 389 amino acids. NCBI's taxonomy places the organism in Eukaryota, Fungi, Basidiomycota, Agaricomycetes, Boletales, Suillaceae. Gene Ontology annotation, cellular component: extracellular region. The record is from RefSeq and is a predicted model, not a curated record.
AUGAACUUUGGGCUAUUCGACUUCAUCGACUUUGCGUUUGCUCUCCCAGACGCAGAUUUCAAACUCGUCUUUGAUUCGCCUGAUGCGUCUACCUUACUCCGCAACCUCGUGUCUGAUGCGCAUGCUGCAUCCACGUCGGUCAAGAUUAGUAUUGGGGGAUGGACAGGCAGUCACUAUUUCUCGCAAGCGGUGUCUACACCAGCUAAUAGGAACACCUUCGUCAACAAUAUCCUCGACACCUACACCGAAUACAACCUCGAUGGCGUCGACAUCGAUUGGGAGUACCCCGGACAAGCAGGCAGACAAGGCAACACCCAAAGUCCAAGCGAUGAAGAGAACAUGCUCGAGUUCCUGAAGCUUCUUAGGCUAAAGCUCCCCCUAGGAGCGAAAAUAUCAGCCGCUGUUCAGAACACUCCCUUCGCCGGCCCCGACGGUCAACCUAUCAAGGACGCGUCUGGUUUUGGGAAGAUAGUUGAUUGGAUCUUGCUCAUGAAUUACGACGAUUUUCAAGCUGUAACCCCCCCUGGUCCGAAUGCGCCCCUGUACGAUGGGUGUGGAAAUUCUACUCAGCCAUCCCAGAACGCAGUAGCCGGGUACAACGCCUGGACAGCAGCAGGUUUCCCUGCUAACAAAUUGGUUCUCGGCAUUCCAGCAUAUGGCUAUGUCAGCAACGUAGGCGUAGACCACCUCCGACAACGCCGCUCUCCUGAAGCCCCACGUCUCCACCGCCUCGCUAGGCGCACCACUGUUAAUUCUGAUGACGACCAUCAAAUCCAGUUUCGAGAUCUCGUGACCGAGGGCGUCCUGCAGCGUAAUAAUGACGGAACGUACGCCGCCGUGCCUUCAAGCGGCUUCCAACGUUCCUGGGAUCAGUGCUCCGCGACGCCCUUCUUGCAUUCAGACGCGCAGACUAUUCCGUACGACGAUCCCGAAUCUCUCGCCAUGAAAGGCGCGUUCGUAAAGAAGACGGGUAUGCUUGGAGUCAACAUGUUUGAUGUGCACGGGGAAACAGACCAGUGGGAUCUUAUUACGGCGACGCGGAAUGCUCUUUUUGGUGCACCAUCUACUCCGGCAUCUGAAUCUGUUUCAGCUUUGACACCUUCCUCGGGUUCGCCGCCUGCGCCUUCAAUUCCCGGGAAUCAGCAAGCGCUGGGUGGACCCUUGGCAUGA